Messenger RNA from Megalopta genalis, 762 nucleotides. The record is from RefSeq and is a predicted model, not a curated record. Lineage: Eukaryota; Metazoa; Arthropoda; Insecta; Hymenoptera; Halictidae.
AAAGUCAGAUAUAUAAGUUACAUAAGAUAAGAAUUGCUCCAAAUCAGGGUUAAAGGUUUAUCAAAAUUUAAACGUGUACAUAUAAAUAAGACACAUAACUACUGUAUCGGUAGUAACGCUGAAAGUUUGUAGUGAAUACAAUUUCAAGCAGAACAAAAGUGAUCAUGGCUUCACAAAAAAUUGUUCGAAAAAUAAUAUCCUCUUCAUUGGCUCCAAUACCUGUUGGUCCAUACAAUCAAGCAGUACUUAUAAAUCGUACUGUGUAUUUAUCUGGAGUUCUUGGUGUUGAUGUGAAAACUCAAAAACUUGUUGAGGGGGGUACAGUUGCUGAAGCUCGCCAAGCUCUAAUAAAUAUGGGACACAUUUUGAAAGAAUCUGGAUCAAGUUAUGAUAAAGUUGUUAAAACAACAAUCCUCUUAAACAGUAUAAAUGAUUUUGCUGGAGUAAAUGAAGUUUACAAAGAAUUUUUCACAGAUAACUAUCCAGCACGAUCCACAUUUCAAGUUGGAAAAUUACCUAUGGGAGCUCAAAUUGAGAUUGAAGCUAUUGCUGUUACUGGGGAUGUAGAAACAAAAUUGUAACGUGAAAGUAUUUCAAUGUUAUGUCAAGUAUAUUUUUUUCUAAGAUCCAAACUAGUACUAUUAUGUUUUAUACUAAAGUAAGUAAAUAUAUGUAGAACGAAGUAGUGACAUAAAUGAUGAAUACAAAAAUAAGUUUCUUUCUUUGUAUGCUACUAAAUAUAUUAUUUUAUAAGCAGUAAAA